Molecule: messenger RNA, 6521 nt
Organism: Spirometra erinaceieuropaei
Lineage: Eukaryota; Metazoa; Platyhelminthes; Cestoda; Diphyllobothriidea; Diphyllobothriidae
Source: the annotation of a GenBank genome assembly
AUGCCCUUCGUUCUUCGUUAUGCCGCCCCAACGCUCCAGAGGUUCAUUGACCAUGACUUAGAUGACCUGCCGUUUGUGUACGCUUACGUCGAUGACCCCUCAGUGGCCGCCCAGAAUGCUGAAGAACACAAAGAGCACAUGGCCUGGGCGUUCGACCAGCUCAACAAGUUUAGCGUUAUCAGUAACCCCCCUAUAUGCGUUCCUGGUGUACCUUUGCUCGAAUUCCUCAGCCAUCAUGUUGACUUUGAAGAUUUGCAUCCUCUGUCCUCCAAGGUUGAAGCAAUUCGUGAUUUCCCUCCACCAACCUUCGAGCGUCAGUUACAGCGUUUCCUCGGCAUGGUCAAUUUUUACCGUCGGUUCCUACCGAACUGUGCUGACCUUAUGCUGCCGCUCACCAAAAUGCUUUCUGGUCCUAAAGUCCCCAUCGAGCCGGCUGGUGAUACACUGACUGCUUUUGGGAGAAUCAAGAAUCCUCUUGCCAAAGUCACCUUGCUCACGCAUUCCGCUCCCGAAGCUCAGAUGUCCCUGAUGGUAGAUGCUCCGACCAUAGGCGUAGGUGCAGUCCUUCAACAACACCUUGCUAUUCCAACUUAGCCACUGGCCUUUCUCUCUCAAAAAAAACUCUUGCGAUGAGGACCCCCUACAGUACCUAUGGCCGUAAACUAGUUACCAUUUAGCUGACUGUGAAGCAUUUACGGAAUUUCGUUGAAGGUUAGAACUUCACCGUUCUCACGAACCAUAAGUCGUUGACUUUUGCCCUUCGUUCCCACCCCGACAAGUACAAUCCAAGAGAGAUCACUCACUUGGACUACAUCUCCCAGUUCACCACUGACAUCCGCUACAUUGAUGGAACGAAGAAUGAGAUGGCUGUCAUACCUUCCAGGCCCUCAAUAUCUUCCCUUCAACUCUCACACAGCAUCGACCUUGGCGUCACGGCGACUGUGCAGCGAGUCGGUUGUCCGGGCGACGCGUCAAUUAUUGGCCCUCGACCCGAAGACCAUCCUCUGAUUACAGGAACAGGUACCACACUUUUGACGUCUCGACUCCCUUUCAUCGUCCCUUCGUGCCUGUCUCGGUUCAUCGAGCAGUGUUUCAAACCCAGCAUUGAUUCUUCUACCAUGGGAUCCGAGCUUUUCAAAAGCUCCUCGCGGACAGGUUUGUCUGGCCUGACAUUAACAAGGACGUCAAAGCUUGGGCCGGGUCGUAUCUGACUUGCAAGCGGAACAAAGUGUGGAGUCACGUCAAGUCCCCGCCUGACAAUUUUCUCAUUCCCGACGCACAAUUCAGCCAUAUGCACCUGGAUCUCGUAGGCCCCUGCCUCCAUCCGAUGGCUAUACUCACAUUCUUUCCUACAUUGAUCGUUACAUCCGCCGGAAUGAAGUCACUUCCUUGUUGGCAGUGCAGCCUGGAACCGCAGUGAAGGAUUUCGUCAGUCGUUUGGUCGUCAUGUUUGGUGCCCCAUCCGUGAUUACGACUUAUCGUGCGACCCAGUGUGCGUCUCCACUCUUCCAAACGCUCCUCAGUUUUCUUGGCUGCACACUCAUUCGGACGACAAUCUUCCACCUAGCUGCAAACGGGAGGGUUGAGCGUUUCCAUCGCCAACAAAAGUCUGCCCAGCGUGCCGCAGAACAUUCAGGAAACUGGUCAGACAACAUUCCACUUGCACUCUUCUGCAUUAGCGCAGCUCUGAAGUUGGAAGUUGGCUGUGGUUCAGCUGAUUUGGCUUUCAGCACUACCCUCCGACUGCCAGGCCAGAUGGUCACUGCAAUCCUCGUGGCGCCGACGAGACCCAGACAAUUUUGUGCACCGUCUGCGGCAAUGUAUGCGCUCGCCGUCUCCGAUUCGACCUCGAAUUCCAGUGGCCGAGUCUUACGUCGAAAAGGCUUGGACAACUGCACCCAUGUGUUCGUCCGGUGUGAUCGUGUGCGUCAGCCGCUGGAAUCACCAUACGAAAGAGCGUUCCGCGUGCUCGCACUCAACACCAAACCUGCCGGACCCUUCGCGGCGACAAGGGGGAUGUGUUCAAUAUAGAUCAGGUCAAGGCUGCUGUCACAGAGGAGUUGCGGGGCAUACCUCAAGGACAGGACUGUGCCGACUCCCUAGCCCCUGAUCCUCACCAUUUCCAACCCUCUCCUACCCCGCUUUCCCCCACAGACUCCGACCCUAACUUUUCCAAUGCUAAUGUCCCUCGCACUGCUCGUGGUGGUCGUCGCGUCUACACUCCCGACCGCCUUAUCACUCAAGUGUACUGCAGCGUAUGCUGCACGAGCUGCCAGAACAUCAUGCCACAAACGCGUGACAAGUGAACAAUCAAGGUCAUGACCCCUGCUCAAAUCUUUGUGCUGAUUGGCCACCCAUCAGCCUAUGACAGUCCCCCUUGUCAUAUACCCGGCAGUUUCCACAAGCCUCCUCACUUGUGCCGUUUCUCGUACUCAGUACACGUUCUGUCUCCAAUUAACCUUCUGCUCUGCAUACUUACCAUUGACGGCGCAGCCUAACAGACAGGUCUUCAUUCCUGCCUACAUCGUUACCUUUCUGGCCAAAGAACACCCAGGAACCAUCAAAAGACUCGUGGCUGCAAUGGAGGAAGAUAUUUGAGGAUUAUAUUGAACUACUUCCGAUUUUGUCGCCCGCGAUUGUAUUAGAUAUCCUGUCUAAGUUGAAACUCCUCCGGAAGAAUCUCGGAGAGUUGGGACAAGGAUAUUUUGAUGUCCUCAAUCUACAAGAGGCUACAGAUCACCAAACGGCCUUUAUAAAACUCGAGUCAGCAUGGGGAGGGAAAGACAACGUCUUUCUCACUCGUUAUCGGUUUUGUCAAAUGCUUCAAGAAUUCAAUCAGUGUGUGAGGGAUUUUAUUAAUAAUCUGACUCUGGCCAUUCAGGACUGUAGGUAUAAUGAGAUCAAGGCAGACAAUUUCGAGCACGCAAUGCUCGUUCGGCAGUUGAUCGUCGGUCUGCGCGAUGAAAAAGCUCGGGAAAAUCGCUUGUCAGAUAAGAAGUAUUUGUCAUUGGAGAAAGCCUGUGAUAUCGCAGGACCUUCAGCAUCUGAGUCAUUCAAACGAUGGAGUGAUAUCAUACUUGGAAUCUUAAAUGGCCGUCUCCCUGGUCAACACUGCUGUGUCUUCAACUAGACAGCGAUCAUCACUUCCCUCUAAACAACUAUCAUCCUGCUACCGUUUUGGUCAGCAUCAUAUCCGGUGGUCAGAUUGUAGACACCAGAAAACGGUAUGCCAUUUUUGCAAGAAAAUCGGCCACAUCGAACGAGUGUGUUUCUCCAAAAGACGAGCGAAUAGUAACACGCAUGCGACCUACCCUAGUCCAGCUGGGAAUGGUGAGGCGAUACUCCGAAUGUUUCCGGCCAACGCUACUCUACAAUCGCCCUACACCACCACGCUUCCGGUUGAUCGCCAUCCCGUAAAGUUUGAAAUCAACACUGGUUCAGCUGUUACUUUCAUCAACGAGGCCGCUUUUAAUAAAUUGCCCUUAUUCCUUCCGGCUAGUUCAGCAUUCCUUAGUUACACUAGACAGGACUUAGAUGUUCGAGGGGUCUUUACAGCAGGAGUCCAGCAUUAGAAUGACUACAUUAUUUGCCGGUUAAUGUGGUGAGAGGAAGCCAGCAACCAAAUCCCCUCGGACGGAAUUGGAUUAAAUGUGUGCCUUCUGUACUUUCCUACGUACAUCUGACUGGUAUAAAUCCGGCUUAACAUUUCAUUUUGGUAGAUCAUAAGUAUCUAUUUCGUGACGAAUUUGCUACAUACUACAACGGUCUAUCUUUUAUGUUUCCGUUUCAGUCAGAGUCCCGGCCUCGGUUCUCCAGGGCUCGUACAGUUCCCUAUGCAUUCGCACCGAAGGUCGAAGAAGAGCUGGGUCGCCUACAGAUAGCGGCUAUUAUCGAGCCCGCGCACUAUUCGGAGUGGGCAGUCCCCAUAGUUCCUGUUCGUAAAUUCGAUGGUUCUUUGCGUAAAUGCGUAUCCGCCGACAAUCAACUCAACAACUAAACUGAACCCUUAUCCUUUGCCGCGCAUGGAGGAUCUGUACGCAUCCCUCUCAGGUGGUCAUUAAUUGACAGCUUUGGACCUGAAGCAUGCUUACAGCCAAGUCGUCCUAAAUACUGAAUUCCAAAACGCUACAAUCAUGAACACUCAUCAGGGUUUAUAUGGAUAUAAAAUACGACUAUUUGGAGUUAGUUCAGAUAUCGGUUUAUUUCAAUGCUUGAUUGAUAACCUUGUGAAGGAUAUACCUCACGCUUGCGCAUAUCUUGACGAUAUAUUAGUCACCGGCCCAUCUGAACUUAGUGUUAUAGAGACUCUAUACAUCGUGGUAGGAUGUUUAGAAGACGCAGGUUUUAAACUCAGAAAAGAUAAGUGCAUUUCUCUUGCCGACGCGGUAAAAUACCCGUACUUCAUGGUGGAUAAAACUGGCCUUCAUCCACUUGAACAUAAGCUCAAAGCCUUGAAGACGGCACCGCGUCCUGUCAAUACUAGUCAAUUGCGUUCAUUCCUGGGGUUUGUUACCCACUUUAGUCGCUUUAUGAGUCAAUCGGCUACAAUUCUAAAGCCUCUUUAUAAACUACUUGAAAAUAAUCCUCGCAGGAACUGGUCGGAGGUCGAACAAAGUGCUUUUGAACAGGCAAAGGCACCUCUUACCUCUUUAUCUGUCUCCUAUGAUCCCGAAAAGCCUAGCAUACUGAAAUUUGAUGCCUUUCCGUACGGCGUAGAUGAGGUUCUCAUGCACCGAAUGCCUUCUGGUGCGGAGAUCCGGAUUGCCUUUUCAUCAAUAACCUUGUCACAGGCGGAAACCAACUAUUCGCAUGUAGAUAAAAGUGCCUUAGCAAUAAUACUUGGCCGGCAUCGCUUUUAUCUGUAUCUUUUGGCCGACACUUCGAGAUUCACACUGGCCACAAAACCCUCUUAGGUUUGCUGGGCGAAAAACGAGAGGUAUGGCAAAUGUCCUCUCCGAGAAUUCAACGAUGGGCGCUCACUCUCUGCUUACAAAUAUGCAAUGAAAUACGUUACGGGUAGUGCAAACUUAAUGACUGAUGCCUUAAGUAGGCUUCCAAUUGUAGACGGUGGCAUUAACGGGACACCUGUUUUUGAGACCGAGAAUCUUUUGCAGAACCUAGUCAACGCACCCAUAACCUGCCAACAAAUUCGACGAUGGGCAUCGAGAGACCAUCUACUAAGUCGAGUAAAGGAGCCUUGCAAUCUGGCUAGCCGUCCCCUACUUCCCCUGAUUUUCAACCAUUCUUCUGCGUCAGAACGAGUUGAGUCUACAAGACAGAUGCAUACUAUGGGGGCGAUAGUGUAGCUGUGCCACCACGACGCCAACGGACCAUCCUCAGAGACCUGCAUAAUUCUCAUCCUGGUGGAGUUAGAAUGAAAGCUCUCGCCCGCAGCUAUAUUUGAUGGCCCAAAAUUGAUGCAGAUAUCGAAAAUGUGGUGAAAACAUGUCACGUGGGCUAAAUAACACACAAGACUUUAUCGAAGGUGCCUCUGAAGCCUUGGACCUGGCCCGACUCGCCGUAGAAGAGGGUACACGUCGAUUAUUUUGGGCCGUUCCAAGGCCAUAUGGUCCUGGUGGUGGUUGACGCCCACACUAAAUGGACUGAUGCGAUUACGACAGGAAAUUCAUGUUCUUCACUGACUACAAUCAACGAGUUGCGAAUUGUUUUUUCUACUUUUGGGAUACGCGAAACGGUCUUUUCCGACAAAGGCCCGGCCUUUACUAGUGCAGAAUUUAAAGGUUCCAUGGAGGAAAAUGGAAUAAGGCAUUUAGCUUGUGCUCUGUACCACGCUGCUUCUAAUGACCUCACAGAGCUUGCUGUCCAGACAAUAAUGCAUAGACUAGCCAAACAGACGGAAGCGGACUUGGCCACCAAGUUGUCACGCUUUUUGUUCGCCUAUCGACUCAGUCGGUUCUUCGCCUGCAGAACUGAUGUUCAAGCAGUAGUUACUCACACGGCUCGAUCAGCUUAAUCCAUUAACGCAUGAUGGAAUCAUUGUAAAGCAGACGAAGAUAAAAACACGAUAUGAUGUGAACACCUGGCCACGAGUCGUCGCGCCUAACGAAAGUGUCCACACGCGACUGGAACACGAAACGAACUGGUGUCCAGCGAUAAUUCGAACAAGUGAGGGGCAGAUAGUGAAAUUAGAGUAAGAAGACGGGAAAAUUGUGCGUCAAAAUCUGGACCAGGUUCGCAGCCGAACGGAUACAGUAAGCAGAGAAUUCGGAAAGUUCGAACUGCCAGCAACUUUUGAUAGGGAUCCUGACAUCGCGAGGACUAAACACCUACUGCCCACAGAGAGCGCUACGCCACCGACCGAGGCGUACGUUCUUCUUCUUCUUCUUCUUCUUCUUCUUCUUCUUCUUCUUCUUCUUCUUCUUCUUCUUCUUCUUCUUCCUCCUCCUCCUUCUCCUCCUCCUCCUCCUCCUCCUCCUCCUCCUCCUAUCCCGGCUAACUAUAAGAGCACCGGGUUCACUAAGCCUCGACGUCCUGACAGUCUACCGACCCCCGAGAAUUGA